Molecule: messenger RNA, 1216 nt
Organism: Raphanus sativus (radish)
Lineage: Eukaryota; Viridiplantae; Streptophyta; Magnoliopsida; Brassicales; Brassicaceae
Product: protein-L-isoaspartate O-methyltransferase 2
Exons: 4
Coding region: 125-1087 (320 amino acids)
Biological process (GO): protein modification process
Cellular component (GO): cytoplasm
Molecular function (GO): protein-L-isoaspartate (D-aspartate) O-methyltransferase activity
Source: RefSeq, a predicted model, not a curated record
GUCAAUCAAAGAAUCCAAGUCUAGAGAAUGAACACGCAGUCGCACACACAAACAACAACAACAACUAGAUCAUGAAGGAAGAAACUAGAACCCCAAACCAUUUAUAAAAAAAAACAAACAAACAAUGAGAGCUUGCCCAACAUUAACUGCAUACGGUCGCCACUAUCUUGCGCCGCCACGAACACUCGUCUCCUUAACAACCUUCACCUCUCUCCACCGCCACAAUUCUGCUCCGUUUCUCAAUCUCAGCCUCUUCACCGCCUUUCGUUCUCCCUUCUCCCGCAUGGAGGUUCGCUUAGUCCCUCCUCUUCUCUCUCUCGCCAUGAAUCUCUACUUCUGUUUUCUCUUAUUAAUCUUCUGUUUGGCUGAAUCUGCUGAGCUAUAUUCUUCUGAUUCGAUUUGUUUGGAGACCGGAACCGGUUCAACCGGAAACAAGGCAAUGGUGGAAAAUCUGAAGCGGUUUGGUGUUAUAUCAUCGAAGAAAGUAGCUGAAGUGAUGGAGGCUUUAGACAGAGGUCUCUUUGUACCAGUUGGAUCUUCAGCUUAUGCUGAUACUCCCUUGCCUAUAGGUUACAACGCCACCAUAUCCGCUCCACAUAUGCACGCCACGUGUUUGCAGCUAUUGGAAGAUAAGCUUCAGCCUGGGAUGCGCGCUUUGGAUGUUGGCUCAGGAACUGGUUACUUGACUGGCUGUUUUGCUCUGAUGGUUGGAGCUGAAGGACGCGUUGUUGGCGUGGAUCAUAUCCCUGAGCUGGUCGAUAUGUCUAUCAAGAACGUUGAAAAGAGUGUUGCUGGUUCUUUGCUACAGAAAGGAUCUCUCUCCUUACAUGUUGGUGAUGGAAGGAAAGGUUGGGAAGAGUUUGCACCAUACGAUGCCAUUCACGUAGGAGCAGCGGCAUCAGAGGUCCCUCUGGCGCUGCUGGACCAGCUGAAACCUGGUGGAAGAAUGGUGAUUCCAGUAGGAACAUAUUUUCAAGAGCUUAAGGUGAUUGAUAAAAGUGAGGAUGGUUCCAUCAAGACACGUACUGAAACUUCAGUUAGGUAUGUGCCUCUUACUAGCCGCGUCGAACAGACGGGAGGGUUUUGAAGAAACCAAGAAAAAUAAAAGCAAUGCUUCCAACGUCUUAGUGUACAUAUAGAGGUUGUGUAUCUUUUGUAAUAUAUUUUGAUGGGUAACAAAGAACAAUAAGUUUAUGAAAGCUUCGGUUUCACAUAA